This is a messenger RNA of Botrytis sinoallii, 183 nucleotides long. RefSeq lists its product as uncharacterized. Bases 1 to 183 code for a protein of 60 amino acids. The record is from RefSeq and is a predicted model, not a curated record. The transcript has a single exon. NCBI's taxonomy places the organism in Eukaryota, Fungi, Ascomycota, Leotiomycetes, Helotiales, Sclerotiniaceae.
AUGAGGCUUGCUAGUAUCUUAUCGGAAAUCACUGCGGUGGAUAACUGUGUACUUGAGCCAUCGAGCACAGUCAUCAUUAGUCCCGCCUAUCAACAACUUUGGGCCUUUAGAGCUGGCCUUUCUGGUUUGGAGUCUGAUCCUACGGAAGCUGCGCAAAUAUUACAGCACAUUGGCCGCCUUUGA